Messenger RNA from Spirometra erinaceieuropaei, 10458 nucleotides. The record is from the annotation of a GenBank genome assembly. Lineage: Eukaryota; Metazoa; Platyhelminthes; Cestoda; Diphyllobothriidea; Diphyllobothriidae.
AUGGAGAAAGGGGAACUCGAUAAAAUUUCUAGGGAUCCCAGGUUUGCCGGAAAGCUUAGAAAAACAUCUAAAAAGGACAAGAAAGCCCUCCAAAGUCUUUUCAGUGGUGUUGAAGAAGAAACUGCGUUUAAAGAUAAAAGGGGUCGUCCAUGGCCAAAGAAACCAGUUCGAUAUGCGAAGCAGUUGUUGGCCAAGGAGGCCUCUAGCGAAGAAGAGUCCAGUACGGCAUCUGAAUUAUCAGAUGAAGGUGAAAGUGACAGCUCCUCCGAAGAUGUCACCGAACGCCUCGCCGACAUUCAGGGUACGUGGAUAGUUUCUUAUCAUUUAUUCUUCUAAUUCAUGAGUUUUGUCUUUCCAUUUUAACACCAUGUCCCUCUCUAAAUCCACCUUAUGUGCCGUCAUUGGCUUGUAAGGAACUGUGGGAUAUUCCUAGUUUUUACAAAAUUUUCUUUAACUAGACAGAUCUUAACUCUCUUGUUCGACAUGCCUAUCAGCCACUUGGUAUCACUUCAAGUUGCGGUACUAUAAUGAGUCAAAAUUUUAAUGUUUUACAAAAGUAAACAGUCUAUGAGACAUAUUUAGGCGUCCAACACACUGUCUAUCUUUGACCACUUGAAUUGUGAGGGAUAUUGAACGUCUGUCAACUUUUGACUGAUCGUUAUUUAAAAGCAAAGUUACAGCCUGUAUUAUUGUGUGGGCACGUAUUUUGUCCCUUCUAACCUCCCAGUCGCAGUUAAUACUGUGUGCUGAUAGACUGUGACGGUUUUCUGAACUGAAGGAGACCCAAAAUACCCAUGAGGCAUGAAAAGUAAAACGUGUUCAUGCUACUGAAUUAUUUCCGUACGUUAUUCCAUUACCCAACCUGAUUGACGACUUAAUUAGUUGUCUGUCUUAGCGUCUUGAUGCCGACUGGUCACAAAUAUUGCAUCCAUAUAUUCCAGUUUCAUUCUUUCUGUUUUCACUUGUUAACCGAACCAGACUACAUGCUCCGUUUUAGAUAUCAGGGUUGUUCGAAAAGCCAUAUUGGGAAACCGUGGCAGUUUGAAUGUCUGUUGGGUUAUAUGUCUUUCCGGUUCGUAACCAUACAAAAUACGGCGUCUUAAUUGUUUGAACUCUCUCCACAUGUACUGAGAAGGACUUAUACAGACAUGGCAUCAUUAAUUUUCCAAUCUCACUAAGGUCCACUCACUGGCCCACUGGCAAGACUAAGCCAAGAUGACUAAAGAUAGAUGUCGGGGACUCGCUGCCUUUUUCGCGUGUCACACGUACUGGCCACUCAAUCGCCACAGGCAAAUUUCCCCCAGACACUUGUUUGAUAACAGAAUGUUGACCCCAUUUUUUUAGCUCUGACACAUCGGUACCGCCCUCUUCGUGGGUCCCAUAUUUCGUCCACCGCAAGCGACGAAGAACACCACUCUUGGGAAGGAGACUUGAUUGUUAGAAAAAAGAAUUUUCUUCUCCUAACGUUACAGAUUCAGGCGAACAAAAUUCCUAUCUCUGCGACCGAGUCACCUUCUAUAAAACCACCUCAUGGAACUCGCAUUCUUGCUUGUAUCGACCACUAUUGUUCCGUUUGUGGCGCAGCAACGAUCUGUUUAUAAUAAUUUAGACCGAAACAUCAGUUACAUCACUUCGACCCUUUUUCAUGCCCACCCCGUUCCAAUGGCAGGGCAAGGUCAGGUCCAGUGAUUGUGUGCGCUUGCUACGCAACGACCUACCCCUGACUCCACAAGUGCCAGGCCCUAAGAAGGGGGCCAUCUAUCUCACGGGAGUAGAAGUGUCAUAAAAGCCACAGUAAGAAGCCACUGCCGUUUUUCCCUUCCAUUGGAGGACUGAGUUAUCCUGCUAACUGGGGAUCUUUCACGCCCCAGUUGGUAGUACGUCCAGAUAGUUUCCAGGCCUGUGUGGUUGUUCGCAGUGAAGAAACCAAGUGUAUGAUCCGAUUUGGACCGCCCCCACGUCUUUCCUCUUCACUGACCUGUAAGUUUAGGCACAGUGGAUGAUGUGACUUGAAGUUGUUGCCCAACGCGUACCACAGGCUUGGAGAUUACAUGAGUGAGGGAAGUCAUUAAAGCCACUGCGGUCUGACUCAUUCCAAAGGAUAAACGACUUGUCCCAUCAGUUGGAAGAAUUCCGAUUCGCAACUUUUAGUGCCCUUGAUGUAUUUCGUCGUGCUGCUAUCUAAUCACUCGCCGUUUACGAUGUCGUUUGUUUAGGUUACCAGUAAUUGCGUCCUAGGUAUCGUGCGAGGUUUUUACUUCGUCGAAAUAUCGUCCGCACCAGUGAGAUGAACGUUUACACACCUAAACGACCACCGUAUUUGUAUUUAGAACUUAGUCUGCGACCGGGGCUUUUUCACUGGAACUGCACUCCAGCUUGUCUCCUACAGACACAUCCAGCCGUGCUGCACAUCUCUCGGUCUCAUUUGCUGUUGCCGACGGCAUUGAAAGAACGCGGCCCCAUCUCGAGCUGUGUUACUCUUCACGGAAGUCCUAUGGACUUGAACUUCCUCAGAUAUCCUUCGCUGUAUUUCGCUUUGCUAAAGACUUCCGUUCUGCGUUCAUCAGGCUAAAGUACUGUCAUGUUCAGCUCUGUUGAUAGCUUCUCGUCCUGAAACCCAGUCUCCUGGGACGAGCAGACGGUGAUCGGUCCGGCGUUCGGUACGCACUAUGCUUUUGUCAUGGCAACCUUACGACGAUCCCACUUUCUGACAAGUUCAUUGUCCGACAGUUGCGACUGGCGUGGUCGAGGGCCCAUUCAUGUUGUAUUUUUGCGUUUUAAGAGCCGAAAGAUGGUGUUGAUGAUCGGGAGAUUGUGUUCUGUGGCCCUCCCUGUGACGAACAAGCAUUUCUGAGCCUACUCGGGUGCCGAAGUCACAGAGGACAGUCUUUUCGUCCGCCUUCGGCACGGGCACGAGGUAGACGUGCAGAUCUUUGUAGAACUUCUCCGUUGCGUCAUUCUGCACACCAAGGCACGUAUACUGGUGACAACUUUCUUAUACGGUGGAGACGUUCUAACGAAACGGUCGUUGGUUCUGUGUGGAAAUAGUAACUUACUAAGGAAGUCUUUUGCGAUGACGAAGGCGACUCCAGAAUCAUGACGCUUGCCUUUCUGACGGCCGUUCCAGAAGAAGACUUACCCGCCACCAAUGCACGUCUUUGUUCUGAGAAGCGGGCCUCGCCAAAUACGCUGAUGUCCAAAUUGAAAUGGGGCAGUUCUCGUGCGACCAGUAUAGCCCUCCCCUCUCUUCGGUCGGCAGUUCAAUAACCUAAGAGGGGGUGGACGUUCCAGACUGUCGCUGGCGGGAGGAGUAAAAGGUUUGGGUCCUUCGUAUAGUGUUCUAACCGCAUGUCAAGCUUUAAUGAGUCCUGGGCAGCCAAUGAACGGAGCGAUUGCCAACAUUUUAAAGGCACACUUCUCUGCCGUUGGUGAUAGCUUCGGAAGCGUUUCCCCUAAAAUCCUCACUCAUCGAGACUUCAACUCAAGCACUUGGGAACCCUCAUCCACGUUGAGAGCUCCUCUAACAUUCUGGUGCCCACAUUUCCGCGAGGAUUUACAGUGGUAAUUGGGAGUCUGCAAAACGAUAAAGCUCUAUCAGCGAUGGCAAAACAUCUGCUGAGAUGUAUAAGCGCGGAGGCAUUACCCUAGCGCGGUUUUUGGCGGAGAAAAUGUUCCUGGUAUGCACUUCGAGGAAGAUGAAAAGAGACGGCGCAAUAAUUUAUGCUACCCAAUUAGGAGACACCAUUACCAAGCUCCUUGCAACUGCCUAUAUGGGAAGACUCCGAGUGACCUGAGAUGCCAUAGCACAGCUGGCUAACGAAGAUGCGUAGGUUACAUUAACCACACCGUAACUCCUCUUUGCCCACUCGAGUUUCACCCUCUUGACCAGAGUAGCUGGUUACCGCCCGUUUCAUGACUUUCCACAACUGCUCGAUUCGCUUCAUCGUGACCAACGGUAGGCAGUAGUUGGUAGUGAUGCACUUUUGACAGCAUUCACAAGCUAACCGCAUCACGAUCACCUGCCUACUGCAGUCGAUUGGCGGCGGAUCUCUGAGCAAAGACUGAAUAUGGGCAAGUUAAGAAAUUCACUCGUGUUCAGCCUCCAUCGCGCCCACCAACGGUUUCAGUUGGCCAUCUCGGUGUUCGGGGGAAAUGAAAUCCUGGACUACUUCGUUGUCGAGUCAGCCCAACACAUGACUGAGCCAUCUCAGUCGUCCAAUAAGGAGGGCACCGUUGACGUGUUGACUUCCUGACCGAGCACAUAACCGGUCUUUGAAGGCGCGAUCAGUAAGACGGAACCGGAGGACAGAUCGCAGGUGCACUUGGCACCCUUUGAUCCCUCGUAUUGAAGGCUCAUUUUGAGGAGAGCUUGGUAUACUCGUAGUUUAAUCUCACGACGACAACGAUCUCAAAGACAUCGACUACAAGUGCCCGAUUGACUGGUGUUUGGUUGUAUCCUUGGCAGAACCUUCAAUCCCUAGGCGGCAGCUGUCCACGGACCUGAAAAUGUCACCACCCACCCACCGACACUUCUGUUUGUUUUGAUGGCUUUGAUUCUGUGAUCCGCUCCAACUGUCUUCGCGCUAUUAAAAGGGAGCAGGCGAUCGGGACAGGAAAUGAGUAGGACACCCUUAUAACACUGCCAUUAGGCAGAGUCAGACUGUCAGACUGGGUAGAACGCGGUAUAGGCCUUCCGUAAUUACAUUGCAAUCCUGAGAGAUUUACGUCCUCCUGUUGUAGUUGGGAUUUUUGCAUUUAUCCAUUUUAUGACUAAACUUUUCGCUCUCAAAUUCUGUCUGUGACGGUCAGCCGACUGCCUUACGGUCUUGUGAGUAGCAACUCAAACAUCUACACUUCUGCCCGACAUUUGUAACUAUGUACGCAUCUUUUGCGCAGAUGCCGACUGGUUCGCCCUAGUUCAGGGUGCCAAGGAGACUGAGACCCUCUCUCGCCGCCUGGCUUUGCUUCACUUUGACUGGGAUAACGCUAGUGUUGAGGCCAUAUUCCUGGCCCUUGAAUCCUUCCUGCCACCGGGUGCAACUCUCGAAAAAGUAACGGUGAGUGCCUGGAGACUAUGUAUUACAAUUUGUUUAAUAUUCGCCAAAAAGUCGUUUCUUUCCUCCUCCUCCUCCUCCUCCUCCUCCUCCUCCUCCUGCUCCUCUUCCUCCUAUCCCUUUUCCUCAUCCUCCUCCUGCUAUUAUUACUAUUAUGGCCACUAUUCCCUCGCUGCAUGCCGUUAUAUCGAGACCUAACUUCACGCUCUGCCAUCUGGUUACUGCAGAUCUACCCCUCCGAGUUCGGCAUGAAACGAAUGAAGGAGGAAGAGGAGCACGGACCUAGGGAGCUUUGGGAGAGCUCCUCCACCGGUUCAGCUGAAAGCGCUGACGAAGAAGAGAAUGGAGAGCAAAACAAUCAGCCAGUUAACCAUUCAAUGAAGCCACAGAGAAAGAAACACGGGAAAAAGAAAGUCAGUGGAUCAAGGAAUGAGGGGCAGGAGGAGGAGAUGGAUAAAGAUGAGGAACCAUUACCCGGUGAUAUGGACGCAGACGAAAGAAAGGCCUGGCGGCGAACCUCGGUUAGCCAGCGUCGUCGGCUGCGACGCUACCAAGUGAAUCGCCUGAAGUACUUCUACGCGAUUGCCGAGUUUGACUCUGUGGAGACGGCGGCUGCAGUCUACGAGGCCUGUGACGGUGUUGAGUAUGGCAGCACAGGCAUCCGAUUCGAUCUACGAUUUGUGGACGACAGUGAAACAUUUUCAGUGAGUGCUGUUUUCCGCCUUGAUCAUACACAGUCGACUUAAGAUACUCACCACCACCACCACCACCACCACCACCACCACCACCACCACUGUCACCAACUCUGUUCUUUUAAUUCGAAUUUUCUUUGACUAACUAGGUCCCGCCUGAAUGGGCUCACCUGGUGACCGAAUGUUGCGAGGUGAAUAAAACCAAGUUUGUCCCUCGUGCCUUCGAGACCCCGGCAGUGCAUUCGACACGCAUCACCCUGACAUGGGAUAAAACCCCCGCAGCUCGCACCGAGUGGCUUCGGGAGCAAUUUGAGGCAUCAAAUGACCCCAAAACAACCUUCACUCAACGCAAGGAUGAGGUAAAGUUCAUCCAUCUCAGGAUAAAACAUUGUUUUCCGCAUGCAACCGGCGUAUUUCCUCACGCCUAUGUCUCCAACCACUACCAUCCUUUCUCAUCUGCAUCCUGUUGUUUAUUGCGAUUAGUCGAAGCUAGAUCAGCGACCUAUUAUCAAUUGUCCGCUACAUCUGCAUGUUUAAACCGAGGCAAAGUGACUUUCGGAAUUCUUCAUUGAUUGAGAAUCUCGAUUUCCUGUCAGAUCACCAUUAUAUACCCGUUGCGCCCGAUGCCUAGCGCUGCGAAAGUCGCGCAAUAACACUGGUUUUCCCCUCUUUGGUCAGGCUCAGUCACCGUGUGAAUAUGCGGUCUUUCCGCUAACUUUUUUACUCGCAAUUGAACCAGCAAAACGUCAACCAACAGCUGAACGUGCUUCUGCCUGAAUAUCAUCAUGCACCGUUAGAUAUUCGCCGUAGACAGCUUGAGUCGGUUAGAGACGCGUUUUUCACGGAGUAGGAGCAUGAUCGGGGCAGGAUCAGGGACGUAGGAAGUAGGCGGAGAGACAUUAGCGGUCAUGAGGGCGACCGGUGGAACCGAUCCUCGCCAUUCUGCCAGAAUCUGACUAAUCAGUAUCGUCUUUUGGAUGGGAUUAGGGAGGAUCUAGGCGUGAAGUCCAAGAUCACUGUCGUGGAGAGCCAGAUCUCGCGGAGAAUCGUCACACGUGGAGGUGUAUAAUCUGCGCCACCACCAAGACCGGCCAAAUCGGACAUGAUCACACUUGCACCCGUGUCCUAGUCGGAUGCUGCUACAACCGGGGGCAGAGGAGUUCUCAGAAACCCAGAUAGGUGCUGACUUUCUUGGACUGAACCACUUUCCGAUAAAGUGAAUAUGGGUGAAUAUAACAAGAGGCCUAUCUCAUGAAUUUCUCCCAACGGGACGCAUAGUCUCCGGCUCCAGCGUCACAGAUCAUUACUCGCAUCAACUAGAUUUACUUAAGCAAGCAAUGACAACCUGGCUGGCUGCCCAUCGUCGGAUGGAUGAUCGAUUUGUUUGUCGUUCUUCCUGACACGCUCUUUCUCAUCCGCUGUUCCUGUGUCGGGUGGAUGUUCUAAAUGUCGUGGCUUGGUGGACCCCCAAAUGAUGAGAUCACUCUGGCCUACGGACCGAGGGCCAGCUUGCAAUGGCAUGAGCUUUUACCUGCAGUAGGUGGGCUAGUUCAUAAAAUGUCAACCGAAAUUCCGAAUUGCGUUUCCGAUUCGAAGAAAUUAAUUAAGUAGGGUUGUAAAACUAGUCAGCCAGCAACAUAAUUCUAUAAUUCUAUAGUAAUUCUAUGAUAAUUAUGUUACCUCAGGAUGCUGGCUUUCGAAUGAACUUCCUUCCGCCUGCCUGCAAAACUACACUCUGUAAAAAUGACUAAAUAAGUAGCAUGAAUUUUUUUCAUUGGUUUUCGACGCCCCUAAAAGCCAAUCAUAUUUCGUGGAAAACAUGCAUAAAAAUAUUCAUUCUUUUGCUCACUCGGUAGAAAAUUAUGUCUUUUUCUAAUUUUAUACUCAAAGGAGGGACAUAAUUCGGUUUUAAAAAAGUUUCUCAUUGUGGGACUUUUAAAUACCGUCAUGUCUCUGCUUUUACCAAUGUGGCUUGUAAAGUUAACAAUAUGGAUCAAAUCCACUGCUACAUUUUAAGAACCUUAUAUGGUCCCCCCUUUAUUACCGUAGAGAAAUGUGUGGUCUUCCGUUCGUAGAAAAUAUACGGCCUGUAGUUUGGAAACCCCGAGUCCAAGUGUAACGGUAGAGCGGAUUAAAAAUUAUUCGGGGAUUGGAAAAGUUUCUGAAAACCGUAUUAUGCCCUUUCUUCGAGCAGGAAAUUGAAAGAAGACGUGAUUGUCUACCGAAUGAGCAAAAGAAUGAAUAUUUUCAUGCGUGUUUUCCGGGAAAUAUAAUUGGACAUUUAGGGGGAUCGAAGAUAAAUGAGAAAAAUGCAUUCUACUUAAGCAGUCAUUUUUUGCAGAUUGCAGUUUUUGCAUGCAGCCGAAAAGAAGUUCAUUCGAAAGCCGGCAUCCCCAGGUAACAGUAGUAUUAUUUAAUUAUGCUGCAGGAUGAUCAGUUGUGCAACCCUAUUUAAUUAAUCUUUUCGAAACGAAAACGCAUUUCGGAAUUUAGGUUGACAUUUCAUGACCGAAAGCCAGCUUGCAAUGACAUGAGCUUCCGGUAGCUGCUCCCUGACAAGACUGUACAGUACCUGUGCUAACUCAUGAAAUGUCAUAAAUUAACACAGAUAAACGACUUUAACGCAGAAUCGGUAAACACUGCGGCUCCCAAAGUCUGAUAGCGGAAAAUAAAAGAUGUGUCAAAGAAAUAAAACAAAGUUUGGUUUAGAAAAUAUUAUUUACUGAGAUAAAAAUAAAUAAUUUUCGACAAAAGUCACAUUUUCGAGAAACACCUAUAUUACAACUAAGUUAAUAAAGGCUACGUAUGAGGGCGUAUAAAGGUGGACGGCGCAUAAAAGGGCGAAAAUAAUUAAGGACAGAAACAGAUACAAAAAAUCAGUACUUUGUUGAUUGUCCAUUUGAAUUAGUAACAGCAGAAAGUCUGUCCGACAUAGACAUGACGAGGUUAUCUAUGGUGGAUUGUAAAAUGUAAUUAUUGAGUAUGAAAUCCAAUUUGUCCUGCAUUGAAAAAGACUUCUUAGCUUUGCGCCAAUUUCUUUUGACUAUUCAAAAAAGACUUUUGAUAGGAUUCAAAUCGGGACUGUUGGCCGGGAUGAAAAUGGAUUGGAGGCCAAUUGCGGAGAGGGUGGUUGUUGUCUAAAAUGUUAGAUUAUAUUUGCAAGCGGCAUCAAAUUCGUACCUUUUUAGAGCGGUGGACAGGUACAUUGUCCUGCAAAAUUACAGUAUCCAUUCGGCGCCGACUUAUGCCGUUGUAGCCGAAAGCAUCCUUGACAAUUGCAAUAAACACCUUGCUGUUGAUGGUGUCGGAUGUUGACCGCCAGACAGGCCGCUCACCGAAUUUAAUCGCCAUCCAAACCAUCAUCCGCUGACAGUUCUUGAGUGUUGCCGUCGGGGUAGUGCGUUCUCUUGGGAAGUUCUUUCCACAUAUGACGGUUUGGAGCGAUUUCGUAGGCUUGUCUAAAAAUAAAACCUCAUCGCAGAUCCGUAUCAAACUUUCCUUCAGCAAACGGCCUUUUUGUCCUUAUUUCAACUAAAUAAACACAAAUAACAACACCAAAAGUACGCUACAGUUUCCACUCUAAUUUUGACCUCGGCAUUUCAUGAGUUAGCACAGGUACUGUAUGUGCGGCUGCCGAGUACGUCACAGAGUUGAUGAUUCGCUUCUUGUUUCAGCUGGGAGAAUACCUGGCUCUUUCCUCCAGCGGUCAGAGUACGGCCGCACCCUCGGACGUUGAUGAGCCGGGUCCAGCUCCCACUGUGCCGCGCAUCCACAAACACCGUCCUCCGCGGGUCCCCCCGGACCAACUUCGUACUGCCCUGUUGGCCGCUAUUGGCCAGGACGCUGCGACCACUGCCGACGGAGACGAUCAGCUAGAUGAAGAGGAUGAGGCCGAGGAGGAGGAGGAGGAGGAGGAAGUCAUCGACUUGAACGCACCUGGCGAUGCAUCUGGGAGAGAGGAGGAGGAGGAGUACGAUCUUACAGAGGACCUCGGCGUCCGCGACCGUAGACCGCCCCUCAUUCUCAAACGCGGACGACGUAAAGUUAGUAGGAAGGGCGAAGCGGAGGAGGAGGCGGAGGCGGAUUCGGACGACGAUUUGGACUUUGCUGACAUGGAAACUCGCAUGUCAGAUAGUGAAGACAGUGAUGGGAACCGUCAGCACAAAAAACGAAAAGGGAUGCGGGAGGAUGGGGUCGACCCGGCGGAAAGGAAGAAGCGGAGGAAGAGUCUACAGGUAGGUUGGAAUCAUGUCCCGUCUUACAGUUUCGAUUUUUUAUAUGGUCGCUCUUAAAAUGCCUAAAGUUGCAUCUUUACUCCUGGAGUUCAGGAGGUUUCAUUUUUGCUUUUGCAUUAUAUUACAUAGUUAAGUUUUGAGACCUGCCCCCGCGUUGUCUUUUAGCGCAAAAAAUUGCUUUUGAAACGGAAGAAACGGGAGAGCAAUCUGGAGAAACUCAAGGACCUGGUAAGUUUGGCUCCUCUGACAUUCCAUUUUGUUUUUUUAAAUUCUGGGUGACUUUCCUCACUUCCUCAUCCUCAUUUACAGUGGGUCGCAACUGAGGAUGGAGAGGAGGACGACAGAUUCGACGACUUCCUCUUGAACCCCGCAUUUGGUGUAAGUCAAAUGCAUCGCAACUACAAGGACGCGUUAGAGUUUCUCAACUUUAUGCGCCGGCGACGAGCCCCAAAGGUGGCGGGCUCGGUAAAGUCCUGA